This is a messenger RNA of Protopterus annectens (West African lungfish), 964 nucleotides long. RefSeq names its product peptidoglycan recognition protein 1-like. The record is from RefSeq and is a predicted model, not a curated record. Lineage: Eukaryota; Metazoa; Chordata; Ceratodontiformes; Protopteridae. The transcript is spliced from 4 exons. Gene Ontology annotation, biological process: peptidoglycan catabolic process. Bases 91 to 741 code for a protein of 216 amino acids. Gene Ontology annotation, molecular function: N-acetylmuramoyl-L-alanine amidase activity; zinc ion binding.
UCUGUGGCAAUAAGGCAGACAUCAAGUCCAGCUAUAGCAAGAGAACUAAAAAAGUAUUGUUGGAGUCCUCACUCAUCUCUGUCAUAAAACAUGGAUCCAAACUAUGCAAAAGAGACCAGCAGGGAGCAAGAAGUAAAGGAAGAAAACACAGAUGUUAAGGACAUAAAUAGCAGAAUUAACAUAAGCCUGAAGUCAGCAGCUGUGGGAGCGACCAUUGCAAAUCCAGUCUAUUUGAAAGAUUGCCCUCACGUAAUAACUCGUUCCGAGUGGGGUGCUUUACCACCAACCCGCAAAGCAAACCUGGCUACUCCAGUGACAAAUGUGAUCAUACAUCAUUCUGCUGGGCUCAGUUGCAUCACAAAAUCUUCAUGCACUGAGUUGGUAGAAAACAUUCAGAAGUACCACAUGGAAACCAAUGGCUGGUGUGAUAUUGGCUACAGUUUCUUAGUAGGAGAGGAUGGUAACAUUUAUGAAGGUCGAGGCUGGAAUACAGUAGGAGCCCACACACGCGGCUACAACACUACUGGAUAUGGCAUCUGCUUCCUGGGAACUUUUACAGACAGGACUCCAAAUUCUGCUGCACAAAAUGCUGCCACAAGCCUGAUCAGGCAUGCCACUAUCAGAGGCUAUCUGCAUCCUGACUAUGUGGUCAAAGGUCACCGAGACCUAGGUGAUACAGUGUGUCCUGGGACAGAACUCUACAAUAUGAUUAAACAUUGGCCAAGGUACCAGGGCUCUUAAGGACCAUGCCUCUUUAAACUAGUUUCUCACUAUCACUAAGCAAAUACACUAUAGUUCACUACUGAAAAAUGUUGGUGAAACAUUGGUUAUUACAAGAAUUACUAGAUUAUACCACUGGCAAUCUUCUGCAUUUCCAGUGAUCAGAGUAUCUAAGCCAGACUAGUAUAAUAAGAUGUCUGUGAAAUGCAGAUAUGAAGUGACAAAUCCUAUAAAUAAAGAGGAA